Messenger RNA from Amphiprion ocellaris (clown anemonefish), 3541 nucleotides. It is a transcript of the gene clic5b, whose product is annotated as chloride intracellular channel 5b. Lineage: Eukaryota; Metazoa; Chordata; Actinopteri; Pomacentridae. The record is from RefSeq and is a predicted model, not a curated record. Bases 110 to 1378 code for a protein of 422 amino acids. The transcript is spliced from 6 exons.
ACUCUCAGUCAGUCGGAGGCAGGCGGACUGUGCGCCACGACUUCCAUCUGUCCAGCACAUUUACCACCAGAGUCUGACCUCCAAAAAAUAAAUAAAUAAAUCAGCCAACAUGGACCACAUCUAUGACACAAUAGAUAUAGAAAAUGCGCAAGAAGAGCGCCGUGAAGCAGCUGACAGCCCCGAUCCGGAGCCCAAAGACGAGAGCGCAGGUGAGCCGCUGUACAGCCAGGUACAGGUCCACGUCUCCGCGGAGCCAGACCGCAGCUCCCCGGACUACAUGGCCAUCAGGGACGAGGACAAACACAGCUCCUCUUCUUCCAGCGACGACGAGGAGGGUAAAGAUGAAGAAGUAAAAGCAGAGGUGACAGUGGAGGAGCAGCAGACUGUGGUGGUGGAGGAGGUGACUGAGCAGGAGGUGAGCGUCGAGGCGCACGGCGGAUCCAGGCGCUCCUCGUCCUCCUCGGAUUCCCCCGGAGACCCGUGCGACGACGCGCCCAUCCAGCAGAGGAUCCAGGAGGAGGAUAACGCCGAGGAUGGGCUGCUGAUGGCCUACACCUACACUGCAAUCGAGCCGAAGCCGGUGGAGACCGUGGACUACAGCCUCAAAACUCUGGAGAAUGUCAGUCUGGAUGAGAGCGGCGCUGCGCCGGCUGACCCAAGCCAGCCUGAAGUCGCCCUGUUCGUCAAGGCCGGCAGCGAUGGAGAAAGCAUCGGCAACUGUCCCUUCUCUCAGCGUCUCUUCAUGAUCCUCUGGCUCAAAGGAGUCGUGUUCAACGUCACGACCGUCGACCUCAAGAGAAAACCUGCAGAUCUGCACAACCUGGCUCCAGGAACACACCCUCCCUUCCUGACCUUCAACGGAGAGGUCAAGACAGAUAUCAACAAGAUUGAGGAGUUUCUGGAGGAAACGCUCAGCCCCCCAAAGUAUCCCAAACUAGCCGCCAAGCAGAGGGAGUCCAAUACAGCUGGAAACGACAUCUUCGCCAAGUUCUCAGCCUACAUCAAGAACACCAAACCAGAAGCCAACGCCGUUCUGGAGAAGGGUUUGACCAGAGCUCUGAAGAAGCUGGAUGAUUACCUGAACAGCCCCCUGACGGAUGAGAUCGAUGCCGACAGCAUGGAGGAGGAGAAGGGCUCCAGCCGAGGCUUCCUGGACGGCAACGAGCUCACGCUGGCAGACUGCAACCUGCUGCCCAAACUGCACAUAGUCAAGGUCGUUGCUAAGAAGUACCGAAACUAUGACAUCCCCUCCGACAUGACGGGGGUGUGGCGGUAUCUGAAGAACGCCUACACCCGAGACGAGUUCACCAACACCUGCGCCGCCGACUCUGAGAUCGAGACCGCCUACAAAGACGUGGCGAGGAGGCUGGCCAAGUAACCGCCAGCUGAUCCGAGCUGCUACAAAAUAAACUAGCAACACACAACAUGUCCAAAAAAACCAACAUCCCAAACGACACCCUCCAUGUGUCCCUUUGAGUCUCCUUCAGUUUCAUUUACAGAAACCUGAGAUUUUUUAGUCUGUUAUGGUACACAGGUCAGAUGUCUGUGUUGUAGAGCAGCUCAUGGUGCUUUGCAGCUCCAGACUUGAUGGAUUUCUGAAAUUUUCACUGUGCAUAUGGUAUUUCAAUCACACAAGCAGACAUUGCAAAACAGCAGUGGAGCAGGAGAUAAAUCAAACACAUUUAACUUGAGUCGCAGUUCAAAAAGCGGGGGCUCGAAUUUUGCUGCUGUGAAACUUCUGACAUAACUCUUUUUUCGCUCAAACAUGAUUGUGUCUGUCUGUAUUUAUUCCUCAUAACACAAAGCUCUCUUUCAUACGUCCUCCAGCGCACGGCCAAACAUUUUACUAGCUGCUGAUGUCAAGGUCGUUCGCUUUAUUUAUUCCCGAGCCCACAGAAGUCUAGUCUGACUCCAGUGUUUAUUAUCAAGCUCUGGCUCCUGCGGAGACACCUUGAUUCAUCUGUGACCGAUGAUUGAUGCUAAUUGUUCGCUGAAUGUGACUGUUCCAAUCUGCAGUUUCAAUCCCGUCGUCACUCAUUCCUGUGGGUGUUGCUGUAGUUUUUUUUUUUUUUUUUUUGUUUCCUCGAGCUUCCAUGUGUCUCUGGGUCAAUAUAUAAUUGUGGGACUUUUUGUAACAUAGCUGACAGGUAUCAUAGUUGACAUUUUUGCUGUUUUCAGGUCUAAAAUCAACAUGGCUGCAUAUAACCAAACACCACAUGGCAUUUUUACAGAAAGAUUCUUCUAAAUAUUAUAUAUACAGUUGAGUAAAAUUGAAAUUGAAAGUUAUUUCUAAAGAUAUUGUAGUAAACCUGUUGACUACUUUAUAUUAAAUAAGUCAGAAAGUCUUGGAGUCUGGCCAGUCUUUUCUUCAGGAGGAAGUGACAUCAUGUGGAGCAGGUCAUGUGAUCUGGAAUUAACACACUUCCUUGAGAGGUGUUUUUGUAAUGGGGAACUUAGUGGAAAGUGAUUUCUGGGACACAGAUACAAUUAGUUAUUUUCCAUCUAAAAUUUGAUAUAUUGCCAAAAAAGAAAUAUCUGUCAUGAUUAUCUCAACUUAAUAAAAAGAACACAAUCAGAACUAUUUCUGAAUCAGCUCAAUUUAUUAUUGUUUAGCUAAUUAGAAGGUGGUUGUUAUUAAAUUGAGACGGUUAUUUAGUUGACAUUUUAGUGAUAUCUAGUCAGUUUUUUAUUAAUAAGUGAUUGUUUUCAUAAUAAAUAUUUCUGGAAUUUGUAAAGACAUGAACAUAAAAAAAACAUUUUUUUUUAACCUUUUAAGAAAAAUGUAUGCAAGAUAUAUCCCAUGGACUUCAAAAGUCCCUCAAUUAUAUACUGAUCCCUCUACAUUCACACCAGCUUCUGAAAGCUUGAUUUUAAGUUUAAAAAAUUUUAGUUAAAAGAACAAAAUUUAGCUUGGAACAAAGCUCAGUCCUGAAUCGCUUGCAUGCAUGAAUCUGUAACCUGAUAAAGAAAAAAUCUUCAAUUAUGUGCCUUUAAUUUGAAAGCAUUAGAAAUCCACACCAAUGUCACUGAUGGACUCAUUCUGAAAAAAUGUAUCGCAGCCAGAGCCGAGACAUUUGUUUUGCCUCUGGCUAUUAGUGUUCGGUCGACGGUAUUGAUUUUGUCUUGAGUUACACAUGAUAUUAUAAAUGGAGAGAGUAUUUAUUCAGCAGCCCCAAUCAGGCCUGAUUAGCUUGAGCCAUUAGCGCCGCGAUGAAAAGCGUCUUCCAGGGCCAGGUCUGCCACGAUGGUCAGGAGCCCUGCCCUCCAGCCCCUUCAUCAGAAAGACAUUUCCGAAUCGACAUCCUAAAAAGUUAAAGUUCAAAAGUUUCAUUGUCCACACAGGAGGAGGAAGGAGGAGGAUGGAAAUUUGUCUUGGGGCUUAUCGUCUUUGGCUUGUUGUCAGGCUGCAGCUACAGCGAGACUUCCUUGAAGAACCAUAAGACUCUUGUGUGGUUUUGGACAAACGUGAUAUGAAACUGGAGCAUGAUGACUGAGAGGCUUGCACACUGCGAAGCUCUACAAAUAAAAUAAUAUUUUCACA